Messenger RNA from Penicillium manginii, 384 nucleotides. RefSeq lists its product as uncharacterized. The coding region runs from base 1 to 384 and encodes 127 amino acids. Lineage: Eukaryota; Fungi; Ascomycota; Eurotiomycetes; Eurotiales; Aspergillaceae. The transcript has a single exon. The record is from RefSeq and is a predicted model, not a curated record.
AUGAAAUGCCAGCCUACGCUCGACCUCUGGGGCCACCGGCUGAAGAAUGGCUUGUUGAUGAUGGCAUCCGCUAUUGCGACUAUCCCGAAAUCAAAGACAACUUUAUCAAAUUUCUCGACAACCUCUACGAUUCUACUACAAGAAAAUGAGGGCAAAUUGCAGGAUAAACAUCUGUGCCAGGAUGAUGAGGGUAUGCAACCAUUUUUGGACUGCUUGAACAACAACGCAUUUUCCGCGGUGGCGAGUUCCCUGCCCAGGCUGGCACGCUACAUGUCGGAGGAGAAGUGCAAGAAAGCCACGGAAUAUUUUACGAGCGCCCAGCUAUGGGAGACGGACUUUCCGUAUCAUCUACAGCCUUGCAUCAAUCAAUGCCACGAGCUGUGA